Molecule: messenger RNA, 930 nt
Organism: Sander lucioperca (pikeperch)
Lineage: Eukaryota; Metazoa; Chordata; Actinopteri; Perciformes; Percidae
Exons: 6
Coding region: 1-930 (309 amino acids)
Biological process (GO): positive regulation of MAP kinase activity; G protein-coupled receptor signaling pathway
Cellular component (GO): phosphatidylinositol 3-kinase complex, class IB
Molecular function (GO): 1-phosphatidylinositol-3-kinase regulator activity
Source: RefSeq, a predicted model, not a curated record
AUGAAGAGGAACAAGCAGAUCGACGUCAAGCGCGCCCUCGCUCUGGCCGGGACCUUCAACUUCCUGUGCUGCUGCGCUCGUGCCUGCCUGCUCCCCUUCCUCACGCUGUACUUCAGACAGCUGGGUCUGACCCCCACCAUGACGGGCAUCGUCAUGGGCACCAAGCACCUCAUAUUGCUGGUCUGGAGCCCUGCGGCGAGCCAGCUCUCCAAACACUACGACAAGAGGGUCAGAAGAAAAGCUCGGAGAAAAGACGACACAGGAAGAGAAAAAAGAAAGCCGUACGAGUAUCUGGACUUUGCGUAUGCCUCGGACCGCUACAGCAGCACCCGGCCAGACCUUACUGCACAGCACUGUGGAGAUAGAGCUGGCAAUCUGAGACUACACAUUGAGAGACACACCCAGACAGCCACAACAGCAUAUACAACAAACACACACACUUACAGUUUAAAGUGUCUUUUUGUAGGUGCUGCCAGCAAAAGGUUUGGAAUUGAUGAAGAACGGGAGGCUGUCCCUUUAACACUAAAGGUUGCCUACAACAAGGUGGCUGUUAGCGGGAGGAGCCAGUGGACGCAGACAGAGAUGGUUUGCACAUCGAUAAAUCUUUACAAAGCCUGCCGGAAACCUGAGCAGCUAGAUUCAAGAAUAGAAAGUCUGCAGCUGACAAUGACAGAAGUCCUGAAGAGGCAGUGCUCCAAGUCUAAAAAGGGCUACAAUCAGCACAUCUCCGUCUCAGAGGCGAAGGUGGACAAGGUGCAGGUGAACGGCGGAGACGAUGAGACAACCUUUGCUGUGUGUCUGGAUCAGGAUGAGAAGUUCAUCCAAAGUGUCACCAGGUACAAGAGCAUCAUUAGACAUGAGAGUGGUAUCAAUCUUCUCAUCCUAGGCUACAUGCUACUGCUACGUUUUCAUUUGGAAGUAGCAUUUUGA